AUGGACCUCCCGCAAAUCUCCGCCCACCUCUCCCCAACCCCCCACGCCUACCCCACCUGCUGCCUGGCCCUCUCCAGCACCCUAGUCACCUACCUGGGGACUAUCCUGCCCGCCCACCCGGGCUUCACCCUCUCCAUCGGCAGCGGCUCCGGCCUGCUGGAGGCGCUGAUCACGCUCCGCCACGGUACCGUGACGGUGGAAGGGGUGGAGGUGAGCGUCGCCGUGAACCGGUACAUCGACGAGUUGGAUAUGAAUGUCGUGCAGGGGACGUGGGAUCUCCUCCCGCGGGCGGCGCGCGCGGCCGCGUGGAUGUUCGUGUAUCCGCGGGAGCCUGCGUUGGUGAGGCGGUAUUUGGAUGGGGUUGAGGGUGGUGGUGGUGCGGUGCGGAUGGUGGUGUGGUUGGGGCCGCGGGCGGAUUGGGGGGAUUAUGUGGGGUGUUUUGAUGAGGGGCUUUGGGUCGGGGAAGAGCUGGGGGAGGAGGUGGGGGUGGCGGGGUAUGAGGUUUUGGUGGUUUUGAGGAGAUGUGAAAAGGGUGAGGGUGAGGGUGAGCUGGAUAAAUUGACUGGGGUGUUUGUGUGA
Aspergillus brunneoviolaceus CBS 621.78 is the source of this 579-nucleotide messenger RNA. RefSeq lists its product as uncharacterized. The record is from RefSeq and is a predicted model, not a curated record. The transcript has a single exon. The coding region runs from base 1 to 579 and encodes 192 amino acids. Lineage: Eukaryota; Fungi; Ascomycota; Eurotiomycetes; Eurotiales; Aspergillaceae.